Linnemannia hyalina is the source of this 1008-nucleotide messenger RNA. Lineage: Eukaryota; Fungi; Mortierellomycota; Mortierellomycetes; Mortierellales; Mortierellaceae. The record is from the annotation of a GenBank genome assembly.
AUGUUUUCACUCUUUACCUCGCCCGCUUCGCCAUCCUCGCCUGCCUCGCCUUCCUUACCAGAGUCAUCUCCCAGCCCGACAAAGAUUCACAGUCCGGUCACACCCUCGCUCUCCGAAAAGUCCGAACAGCUGGGCAUUGGGUCCUUUCCACAUCUCCCUCUCGAAAAGGUGCGCGUCGGGACAAAGAUCGACAUCAAGCGGCAAAUGAUGAUGGUUCAGCUUGGCCCGGAUCGGUUCAUCAUCAACAUUGACAAAAACGCGACGAAGAUCCCACAUCACACGGUCAGGGCUGUUGGGUAUUACAUUGAAGGCGAGACGAAAUUGAUCGUUCUGAACACAAGCGAAAAACUUGACCCCGAGUCGAUCCUCGCACCCUACUACGAUCCAUCCCCUCUAUCCAUUGCGGUCCACAUCGAAGAUUUGGCGCGACUGUUCGAGAGCGACUUCUUGAACGAUAUCCUCAUCGAGUUUGGUCUGAAAUAUAUCUAUGAAGGGCUCGAGAAACGUAACCCGGAGCUUGCAAAGAGGACGUACAUCUUCAAUUCUUUCUUUUAUCAGAGACUGAUUGACAAGCCUGCCGUGGGAAUGAGCGCUUACGAUGCUGUCAAAAGUUGGACAAACAAAAUUGACAUCUUUGCUAUGGACUCCAUCGUUGUGCCAAUUUGUGAAAAGGCACACUGGUAUCUGGCAAUCAUCACCAACCCAGGCCUACUUUUGAAGGAGGACUCUGACGACCAACCCCGGACGAACAGUAAUGAGAGUAGCAACGCUGCUAGUCCAAUCCCCAGUCCCUCGCGUGAUUCGACAAGUGGAUCCCCAGACGAUUCGCCUGUUUUUCCUUCAGUCACGGAGUCGAUGGACAGUUUGGCAGGAAGCACCAAGGACCUACUUCGGAUCAAGGGAGAGCAUGGGAUCGACCAAGAUGCACCGGAAAGGAUCGAGUCUGCGACAGGAAGGCCUAAAAGACUUCCGCGCUCCACAGUUCCAGUCGAUGUGAAAGCAAAGUAG